Messenger RNA from Papilio xuthus (Asian swallowtail), 2041 nucleotides. RefSeq names its product probable pyruvate dehydrogenase E1 component subunit alpha, mitochondrial. Gene Ontology annotation, biological process: pyruvate decarboxylation to acetyl-CoA. Bases 123 to 1322 code for a protein of 399 amino acids. The record is from RefSeq and is a predicted model, not a curated record. Lineage: Eukaryota; Metazoa; Arthropoda; Insecta; Lepidoptera; Papilionidae. Gene Ontology annotation, molecular function: pyruvate dehydrogenase (acetyl-transferring) activity. Gene Ontology annotation, cellular component: intracellular membrane-bounded organelle. The transcript is spliced from 8 exons.
UUGCAGUAUAAAACGUCCGGGGACGGCUCUACAGAGAUUUUAAUACAUUUCUUUCCAAUAAAGUGAUCCAUAUUUUGGAUCACAGUUUUAAUCUGGGUUUUAUUAAAAACAUCUUAGAAACAAUGAGUAAAUUACUGCCAUCUGCUGCCAAAUUUCUAACUUCUUCCACUAUCCCGAAAGCUGCCGCCCCGGUAGUUUCGUCAUCAAGCUCGAAAUUCAGCACGAAAUCUGAAGCUACAUUUGAAAUUAAGCCCUACAAACUCCAUAAAUUGGAGCAGGGACCAGCAACAUCAGCAACUCUUUCCUCUGAAGAUGCACUCAAAAUGUAUGAGAAGCUUGCAAUGCUACGAAGAAUUGAAACUGCGUCAGGCAAUUUGUACAAGGAAAAGAUUAUUAGAGGCUUCUGUCAUUUAUAUUCAGGCCAAGAAGCCGUAGCUGUUGGUAUGAGAGCUGCAAUGCGUGAUGUAGACUCUGUGAUCACUGCCUACCGUUGCCAUGGAUGGACUCAUCUUAUGGGUGUCAGCGUUUUGGGAGUACUAUCUGAGCUAACUGGACGUAGAACUGGCUGUUCAAGGGGCAAAGGUGGUUCUAUGCAUUUAUACGGAAAGAAUUUCUAUGGUGGCAACGGUAUUGUUGGAGCUCAGGCUCCUUUGGGUGCUGGUAUUGCAUUAGCACAUAAGUAUCGUGCCGAUGGAGGUGUUUGCUUCACAUUGUAUGGAGACGGAGCUGCCAAUCAGGGACAGUUGUUUGAAGCGUACAACAUGGCCAAGCUAUGGGACUUACCUUGUGUGUUUGUCUGCGAGAACAAUGGAUAUGGUAUGGGUACAAGUGUAGACAGAUCAUCAGCCAGCACAGACUACUACUCCCGCGGGGACUAUGUGCCCGGCAUCUGGGUUGAUGGUAUGGAUGUUAUCGCUACAAGGGAAGCAACGCGUUAUGCUAUUGACUACUGUAAUAGUGGAAAAGGUCCAUUGGUAAUGGAGAUGGAGACAUACAGAUACUCGGGGCACUCUAUGUCUGAUCCUGGCACAUCGUACCGCACACGUGAUGAGGUGCAGGAGGUGCGCCAGACUAGAGACCCCAUCACCUCCUUCAAGGAGAAGAUCCUCAGCAGGGAGCUGGUUACACCUGAUCAACUCAAGGAAAUCGACGCGCAAGUCCGUAAAGAGGUGGACGAGGCCACCAAGCAGGCCAAGACGGAGCCCGAGGUGGGAGUGGAGGAGCUCACCGGAGACAUCUACAGGAACAACCUGGAGACCCUUAUCCGCGGCCUGCACCCCGCCGCACCACUCCAGCACUAUGAGGUCGCACCACGAAACUGAACCUUAUGGAUAAGGUAAUAGAGUUCAUUUUUACCAUUAGUACAUUUGUAAUACAUUAGAAUUGUUUAUGUCCUGUUUACAUUAUUCCAGUCCCGUUUAAUCCAGUGCUGGAUUGUAAAAUUGAAAAAUGUAAACUCAUACUUGAAUGCACUAUUUGGUUUCAGUGUGGAAAUUUUUUGCUAUUUUUUUAUAAUGUUGGGAUUCCACUGUCGGAAAAAAUGUUACAGAUUGUCAUCCCUCUCGUUUUCUUUGUAAAAAACAGAGAUGGCAAUAUGUUUUUGUAGACAUUUCUACAGUGGAAAUUGAUUUUUUAAUUCAUGCAAGAAAUAAUAAAUAAAAUCGAUUUUUAGAGAUAUCGAUUUAAGCCGUCGAUUGAUUGAUUUUUUUUAUUAAAUAAUUACUAUUUACAUAGAAUAAUAAAUAAGUAUUGUAAUUUGGAUUAGUAAUGUAUUACAAAUAUAUUAUUGGAAAUCUAGUAAUUGUUAUAUAUUUAGAUAUUUUCAAAGGAAUUAAAUGAAUAUCAUUGUUAGGAAUCUUUUAAUGUAGAUUAAUUUAAAAAAAAACUUGUUCAAGGAGUUUUUACACUUUAGCAGCCAUUAAAUCUAAGAAAAAAGAAGAAAUUAAAACUUUUGAAUUUAGUAAUGUCAGAUCAGUUUUCUAUGUCUUUCUGUUAUUCAUGUUCUACAAUAUUAACACAUUUUUCUGCAGACAAGGGUUUU